This is a messenger RNA of Arachis ipaensis, 2378 nucleotides long. NCBI's taxonomy places the organism in Eukaryota, Viridiplantae, Streptophyta, Magnoliopsida, Fabales, Fabaceae. The record is from RefSeq and is a predicted model, not a curated record.
AAUUAUGCUUGAUUAAAUUUGGCUGGAGCUCUUUAAUCUUUGUGAUAUCUUCUGCUUAGAUAGAUCCUUAAUUUGUUUGAUUUGCUUGUGUAUGAUUAAACCUUGUUACUUUAACUAAUUAACAUUCUGGAGCCUUAAUUUGCUUGUUUUGCUUGUUAUUUGAAUUUAAUUAAAUAUAAAUGGAAGGAGAUAGGCCUUAAUUUGCUUCUGUUUUACUUGCCAUUUAGGUUCACUAAUGCAUAUUCAUUAAACACAAUGUAAUAAGUGCCUUGCAUGUAAUUGUUUGCAGUUCUUGAUUUAUCUUUUGUUCCUUUUUGGAUCUUGGACAUAUAACAUUUUAAAUGCCUAAUGACUUGUAAUAUGUGUGCUGUGUAAAAGGAUUUGCUGUAUCUUUACGGGUUAUUUCACUUGAGAUUGUUUGCUUUCCUUUGAUCAGCUGUUGUACUAAAUUUGGGUCUUAAUCAGAAUUUAGAAUUGUCAAUAUUUGAAGAAAAUUGUCAAGUCUUAUUUCUCCAUGUAUGGACAAAUACAAUCAACAUAAACUUUUGAAUUGAUUUGAGGAAUGAGGAGUAAAAUAGACUCGUGGUAUUUAAGUAUUGAAUUGAUUUGAUUUGAUUUUCUACGUAUAACAAGGACUGAGAUUAAUCAUCUUCGACCUCUAUCCUACUCUUUCCGCAAUUGAAUAAGCCUUUUUCUUGAAAUUAAAUUUGACACAUUCUUCCCUUGUUAAUGCUAAGCAAAGCCAUGGAAUUUAGAAACCUAGGACUACUUGGAUCAUUUGCCAAAGAGGGGUUGGAAAAAGCAUUCUCUCUUGGAAAGUUCUUCUCUUUUCUACAUGUCACCGACACUUAUUUGGUCACCUUUGUUGUGGUAAGCAUGUGGUAUCUAUUUGCUUUUUCUUAAAAUUCUAUUUCUUUUUCAAGAAACUUGCAAAUUGAUCAUGACAAACUUCCAUCAUAUCAUUCUUUGAAAUUAUAAAUCAAAAGAAAAAAAAAGGUGAUUAACUGUAUUCCUUCACUUUAAAAUGGAUCUCCACAAAUACACUUAACUAUUGCAAUAAUCUGACAGUAUUAAUUUAAUUAAGAUAUUGUAACAAUUAGGAAUCUGUUAAGUGCCCAAGUGAAGAAAACAAGGAGGGAAGGGAAGCAGUUAAGUCAGUUAUAGAAGAUGGUGGUAAAAUAGUACCUUUACCUUUUAUUUACAAUAGAAAAGUGAGUUGAAAAUGAAAAUAGGGCCAACUAAUGUAACAAAUAGGACAGCUGGAAAGGUUGGUGGAGAUGAGGUAAUUCUAUUAUAGAGAGAGGAUCAAAGUUGGGAUUUUAGACCGUGCAGGAUCUUAGGAGGGUGGUAGCUGCUCGAAUGCUACCUUGUUAUCUACUUUCCGUAAUUGGUUCUUCAAUUGAUUCAUCAAAGACCGAGAGAGUAUCACUUUUAUACCUUCCAACUUCAAUGUUUCUCAUUCCCUUCUAUUAUCUUCCUACUCUCCCUUUUGUAAUUCUGCUCUUUAUAUUCUUCUAAUCUGAUUCUUCCUCUAUUGCCUAGACUUAUAAUUACUGCCUAGUCUUACAAAAUUUUAGAAAAUUUUUUAAGUUGAGUUAAUUGGAGAGUAAUGUGGGUAUCACUUUUUACCUAUGAAAAGCAACUAAUCAGCCUCAAUGCAUCAGAUAUCUGGUCCCAGCAUGCUUCCCACAAUAAAUUUGAUCCCAACAAUGUUUUUCGGUGAAAGGAUCUCAACUAGAUUUGGUAAAGUUACUCGUGGAGAUAUUGUGAUUAUUCGCUCCCCUCAAAACCCUAGGAAGCUUCUGGCUAAACGAUUGGUUGGAAUGGAGGAUGAUACUGUUACAUACAUUUCUAACCCUGAUGAGCCUGAUAAGCAGGAAACUAUUGUGUCAGAUGAGUUGGAUAGCCCCAACUUAACAUCACAAACUCAUGCACACUACACACUCACACACAACACUUUUAAGGGUUCCUAUCCACUACUUGGUCUCAACGAAGUUUCAGACCCGGGUGUGGUUGCUCACGAGGCAAAUGAGGCCUCGACCACCUUAUUUAUAGCUUCUUGUGUUGAUUUGUUCCCCUCCCUUACAAAAUGGAUAUAUAGAUUAUGUUGUCUAUGUCUGUGUUAUUUAAGUUCCAAAGGGUUACGUUUGGAUACAGGGUAUGACCAAUCAAAGGUUUUGGACCUUUCUGAAAACACUGAUGUGAGUGUACUUUAUGAUUCUCAAGUGAAGUUCAAUGAAAUUCAGCUUCACAAAUCCCCUUUUCAUUUCCCUCUUUCUCUCUCUCCGCUCUCCUCUCUCGAUCUCAUACCGUACAAUUUGUUCAAGUUCACUAGAUUUUGUAUCCUAAUUCCAUUGAUUCCAAUAUUAUGUUUCUAA